GUGGCUUCAAAUGCUUUUGAGUGGUAGGUACACUCGGGAAACACAUACCUACCCCCUUUUGAUCUAUAUAUCAAAACUUCCCACGUCUUAACACUUCCGAGUUCACCACCCGUCCCUCACAUCACCGACUUCCACCGGAAGUGGAAACAACCGUUGACUUUGCAUCGGCGACUAUUGCCAUUAAUAGUGAAGUAAAAAAUGGAUAAUGGACUUGAAACGAAGCUACUGAGACAUGAAGAAGAGGAGGUAGAAGGUACUUUGACAGAGAGGGUCUGGACCGAAUCCAAGAAGAUAUGGAGGGUCGCAUUGCCCGGUGUUAUAUCAAGAGUCUGUGCAUUCGGAACCAUCGUCAUCACUCAAUCAUUCGUCGGCCAUAUAAGUGACAUAGAUCUUGCUGGUUACGCACUUGUCCAGACCCUAAGUGUCCGAUUCGUCAAUGGAAUUCUCUUGGGGAUGUCGAGUGCAACCGAGACACUCUGUGGGCAAGCGUUUGGGGCCGGACAACACCAUAUGAUGGGGAUUUACCUGCAACGAUCUUGGAUCGUCGACUUGAUUACUUUGACUAUUUUGCUGCCAAUUUUCGUCUUCGGGACACAAGUUUACAGACUCCUGGGUGAAGACGAAGCCAUAGCUGAGAGUGGUGGAUACCUGUCACUGUGGUUCAUCCCUUUUGUCUACAACUUUGUUUUUAGCUUGACGAUACAGAUGUUUCUACAAGCGCAGUUAAAGAACAUGGUGAUUGCUUGGCUUUCGAUCUUCCAGUUCGGCAUUCACAUCCCAUUGUCGUGGCUUUUGGUCUAUAAAUUGGGAUUCGGGGUGCCCGGUGCGAUGAUUGCGUUGUCGGCGUCGUCUUGGUUUCUUGUGAUCGGAGAAUUUAUUUACAUUUUUGGCGGUUGGUGUCCUUAUUCAUGGAAAGGGUUUACAGUUGCUGCAUUUAAAGAUUUGGUUCCUGUUGUGAAGCUUUCAAUAUCAUCUGGUGUUAUGGUCUGCUUGGAGCUAUGGUACAACGCGGUGCUGGUCUUACUUGCUGGAUACAUGGCGAAUGCAGAAGUUGCCAUUUCUGCCUUUUCCAUAUGCUUGAACAUCAAUGCAUGGGAGUUUAUGAUAAGCCUCGGCUUCUUAGGCGCUGCAUGUGUACGCAUUGCGAAUGAACUUGGAAGAGGAAACGCUAAAGCUGCAAAGUUCUCAAUUAAAGUUUUGUUGGGAACUUCAAUUGCGAUAGGGACAUUUUUCUUCGUUCUUUGCCUGGUGUUUGGUAGAAAAAUUGCUUAUUUGUUUACAGCCGAUGAACGAGUUGCGGAUACCGUAUCAGAACUUUCUGUAUUACUUUCGUUUUCCGUCUUGCUCAACAGCAUUUAUCCGGUUCUCUCAGGUGUGGCGGUUGGAGCUGGAAUGCAAGGAAUUGUAGCGGUUAUUAACCUCGUUACGUAUUACUUGAUUGGUAUUCCAACAGGAGCUUUGCUCGGAUAUUUGACGGAUCUCCAAGUAAAGGGUAUAUGGAUUGGAAUGAUUGGUGGCAUUGUAACUCAAACACUUGCGCUCAUGUACUUGACAUGGAGAACAGAUUGGGAUGAUCAGGUUAAGAAAUCGCUGGAACGGCUCAAUCGAUUCUACGUGAAAAGCGCUGAUGAAGCUGAGGAAAUUUCAAACUGAUGAUCAUGUUCAUACCAAAUGGUUGAAUCUUUAUAAGCAAUGUAGCAAGUUUUUGUAGCAUCUUUUAUUGGAAUUUCAUUAUAUCUGGGGUGGGGGGUUGAUUCUUUCUUGUUAAGUAGAUGUUCUUUGCUUUCUAUUAUUGAUAAAUAAUGUUUGAUCUAGUUUAGUCCCUGAACUAUUUAUUAUUUACAUCUA
Molecule: messenger RNA, 1848 nt
Organism: Helianthus annuus (common sunflower)
Lineage: Eukaryota; Viridiplantae; Streptophyta; Magnoliopsida; Asterales; Asteraceae
Product: protein DETOXIFICATION 24
Exons: 9
Coding region: 199-1653 (484 amino acids)
Biological process (GO): xenobiotic detoxification by transmembrane export across the plasma membrane
Cellular component (GO): membrane
Molecular function (GO): antiporter activity; xenobiotic transmembrane transporter activity
Source: RefSeq, a predicted model, not a curated record